CAGCCGCCGCCGCCGCCGCCGCUGCGCCAGUCCAUACGCUAAACGCAAACGCAGCGAGGGAAGGAGAGAGAAAAUAAGACGAGAGAGAGAGGUUGGGACGGGAGGAGGCGGAGGAGUGGUUGCUCUCGACUCGACUGCUCAUUCUGCACGGACGAGUCGUGGUCGGUUGUCGGUUGGCGGGUCGGCACAAAUUAGCUCUGGUCGGACGCAGCGCAGAAAAACGAGCAAACCGGUCGGUCCACCGGCUGGCCUGGCUGACGUACGCAACAGACAAUCGCGGGCUGAUUGUGCUGGCAGCUUCGGCAUCGUCGACCCUUUUCUUCUUCCCCCCUGAGAGUGCCAUGUGCGGAGAAGCCGAGCCGACGACUCGUCAGGACUGAACAUGGGUUUCUCGACGGAACUGCAGGGCCAGGGCGCGCACGAGGUGCUGCUGCAGCGGCAGGACGCAGAGCUGCGCCUGCUGGACACGAUGCGCCGGUGCCUCGCCUCCAAGCUCAAGUGCGACCGCGAGUUCGCCCAGGGGAUGGCCGGGGUCGCCGCGCAGGCCACCAAACGCGACUGGAACGAAGAGUUGCCAGACAGCACGCUCGCCAAGGCGUGGUGCAGUUUUGCGACGGGGCUGUCAGACCUGUCGCGUGAGGUGCGCGAGGGUGCAGAAAAUCUUGAGAACAAGGCCCUGCAAGCGCUGAAGCAGCUGCACGAGUCGCGCAGGGAUGCGCGCAAAACCUACCACGACGAGCACCUGAAAAUCAUCCAGCGACUCUCCAGCCUCUCCGAGGCGGUGCAGAGGAAGAGGAACGAAUAUCAAAAACAGUUAGAGGUGUACAAAACAACGCGGUCCCGUUUCGAGGAGCAAUAUGUCAAUUUACGCAUUUUUCCGCUAGCUGGGCGCACGGGGCCGAAACUGGCCGAGGUGAUGGACAAGUACCAGCGGGCCUGCCGCCGCUUGCACCUGAUUCACAACGAGUACGUCCUGCUGCUCAAUGAAGCUAGUAAUUACGAGAAGGACUUCCGCACGAGUCUGCUGCCUGGCCUACUUGAGCUGCAGCAAGACCAGCAAGAGACGACGCUGACGACUCUAAAGAAGAUUAUGAGCGAAGUCGUAAGGUUCACAAACCUGUCGACAGAAAAAUUCUCGGAAAUCUACACCCGUAUGAACAUCGGUGUCAGAGAGAUAAAGCCCAAGGAGGAGUACCAAAAGUUUGCGGAGAAUCACAAGACGAUCCCGAAAGCGCAGCAAAAGUUCUUGUUUGACGAGUCGCUGACGGAGGAUUCGUCGGGAAAGCUGCAGCCGAACGUGAUAGCCGUCGACAACCUGACGCUGGACUGGCUCAAAACGAAGAUUUCAGAGCUGGAAAAUGAUCAGAAGGAGGUGCAGGGAAAACUGAGGGAAAAGGAGGAAGUGCUGGCAAAGAGCAAACUGCAAAACGGCCUGCUUGACCCACUUAGGAUAGAAAUAAGCGCUGCAGAAACGCAGGCGAAGCAGGAGAUAGAGCUGCUAAAGUGUGAUGAUAGGCAGAAAGGGAACCAGUUAUCACUUAUAAAAAACCCUCUCAACGAAAUAGGUUGUGAAGAAAUUCCCCCUGGUUGUGAUCUGAGCUUAGUGCAAACCGAAUCCCGAUCGACGAUUACGAUGACGGACACUUUAUCCGCGGUGCAGACCCGCCACGGCAGAUUCCAAAAGCUGUUCAAGAAACCGUUCUCAGGCGGCAAAAAGUCGCACUCAGUGUCCCAGACGACGCUGACCAAUAUUUCGGUGCCAGGCUCGCCAAGGGACUCAUCCCGGAACAGCACCUUCCUCGAAAUGACAGACCCACUGCAAGUACGGGCCCAGCUUGAGCAUGAAUUGAGUGAAGAGUACCUGAGUGACGCUCAAGCUUCGAGUGACGAUGACUCGUCAGAGGCUAGCUUGCCUAGUAACCCCGAACCCGUUGUCUUCCGUAACAACAUGACCAUCAGCAACCCCGUUCUGUUUGCGUCUACCAAUAAACUGCAUGAGCACAUUGUAGAGUUGAAUAACAAGCUUGCAGUUAAGGCAGAAGGCGUUCCUGGCGCUAGAGGCUUAGGAGAACAGGAUUGGUUCCACGGAGUACUGCCUAGGGAAGAGGUCGUGCGACUCCUAAAAAAGGAAGGCGACUUUUUAGUCAGGGAGACAAUGAGAAACGAGGAGAGGCAAAUCGUGCUCAGCGUCUCCUGGGGCAACUCGCACAAACACUUUAUAGUCCAGAACUCACCAGACGGCAUGGUGAGAUUUGAGGGACCAGCCUUCAGUUCUGUUCCUGAACUGGUCGUGUACCAGCUAAAGUCCGGUCUGCCCGUGACGGCGAGGUCGCAAGUCAUUUUAAGAAACCCCGUGGCCAAAGAGACGUGGGAGCUCAACAACGACGACGUCAUGCUAAACGAGAAAAUUGGCAGGGGCAACUUUGGCGACGUCUACAAGGCCAAGUUGCGGACGUCCGGCCAGGACGUGGCAGUGAAGACCUGCAGGAUGACUUUGCCCGACGAGCACAGGAAAAAGUUCCUGCAGGAGGGCCGAAUACUGAAGCAGUACGACCACCCAAACAUUGUCAAACUGGUCGGAAUUUGCGUGCAAAAGCAGCCAAUAAUGAUUGUGAUGGAACUAGUGCCUGGUGGCUCAUUAUUAGUGUAUCUUAGAAAUAAUGCCAAUAAGUUAAGCUGUAGACAAUUAAUGGCCAUGUGUAAAGACGCAUCUUCAGGAAUGAAGUAUCUAGAGUCAAAGAACUGCAUCCAUAGAGAUUUGGCAGCCAGGAAUUGCUUGAUAGGAUUAGAAAACAUUGUGAAGAUCUCUGAUUUUGGAAUGUCAAGAGAGGAGGAAGAGUACAUAGUCAGCGACGGUAUGAAACAGAUUCCUAUCAAGUGGACAGCACCCGAGGCGCUCAACUACGGAAAAUACACCACUCUGUGUGACGUGUGGAGCUACGGUGUUCUGGCCUGGGAGAUUUUCGCCAAAGGAGGAGUUCCCUACAACGGCAUGAGCAACAGCCAGGCCAGAGAGAAAAUCGAUGGAGGCUACCGAAUGCCCGCCCCUGAAGGCACGCCGCCUGAGAUGUACCAACUGAUGGUGCGGUGCUGGGCGGAAAAGCCAGAGAACAGGCCUAAGUUUGAUGAAAUCUUCAGGAUCGUGAACCAAUUGUUCGAAAACCACAGGCAAACGGCCAUUAUGUAGACUUAAAUCACUAUUAUAUUAUGCGUUGUUUUACUAACAUCUUUUGUAUGGAAAGCAACCGUGAACAAAAAGAGCGAUAAAUAAAUAUAACAACUUUAUCAUAAGCGUAUUAUGACAAA
Cloeon dipterum is the source of this 3306-nucleotide messenger RNA. RefSeq names its product tyrosine-protein kinase Fer (gene FER). Bases 383 to 3187 code for a protein of 934 amino acids. The record is from RefSeq and is a predicted model, not a curated record. Gene Ontology annotation, biological process: peptidyl-tyrosine phosphorylation. Gene Ontology annotation, molecular function: ATP binding; non-membrane spanning protein tyrosine kinase activity. Lineage: Eukaryota; Metazoa; Arthropoda; Insecta; Ephemeroptera; Baetidae. The transcript is spliced from 15 exons.